CUUGCUACAUUUGUUAGGUACGAUUUAUUUUCCGCUGUAUAACUGGUUAAAGCUCGAGUUGUGAAGAUAAGCCCGGUAAAUUAAUGGUGUACGAUUCCAGGCACUGAAGAGCGAUACUUGCAACGGCACACUUCGAAAACCACAACUCCGCAAGAACCAGCAACAAUACAGGACAACCCGCAGUCUGGAACGACGUUCAUUUACAAAUUAUAAUAUACAAGGCGGUUUUCAACGGGCAGCAGAUUUACAUUUUCUGAUUCUGACGAAAUAAGUGUGAGUUUUCCGCGAAAAUCACAAAUUACUGCUGAGAAAAAAAAUAAACAAUGGUCGGUUCAAGAGUGUACGUGGGUGGAUUACCGCGGGACGUGCGGGAACGUGACUUGGAGAGGUUCUUCAAAGGCUACGGAAGAACCUGUGAAAUUUUGAUCAAGAAUGGGUACGGAUUUGUCGAUUUUGAAGAUGACCGUGACGCUGAUGAUGCCGUGCAUGAAUUGGAUGGAAGGGAUUUGUUGGGGAGGAGAGUAGUGGUUGAGUUGGCUCGUGGCAAGGCUCGCAGAGGUGGAGGAGGGAGAGGUGGUGAUUCGGAUUACCGCAGGGGUGGACGCUCGGAAAGAAAUAGAGGUAAUUCACGUUAUGGUCCUCCGCAAAGAUCCAAGCAUCGCCUACUUGUUGAGAAUCUUUCAUCGCGUGUUAGCUGGCAAGAUCUGAAGGAUUAUGUUCGCAAAGUGGGGGAAGUUAUCUUUGCUGAUGCCCACAGACCCCGUAAGAACGAAGGGGUAGUCGAAUUUGCAUCGAGAUCCGAUAUGAAAAAUGCUAUUAGAGAUUUGGAUGAUACUGAGCUGAAUGGCCGUCGCAUUCGGCUGGUGGAAGAUCGUGGAGAUCGGAGCAGCCGCGAUAGACGCGGAAGGUCCCGCUCUUCGGGAAGUCGCUCUAGAUCGCAAUCGCGCAGUCGAUCUCGAUCACGCAGCCGUUCUGGAUCGCGACGAUCUUCACGAAGUCGCUCAAAUCAUAAGCGUGGAUCCAGAUCACCCGAGAAGUCACGAUCCCGUUCGCGCUCACGUCCGAUCAAAUCCCGUGCCGAUUCAGUGGAACAAAACAUCAAAUCUAAAUCUAGCUCGCAGAAAUCUAAACGGAACCGCGACAGUUCUCGCUCUCGUUCCCGGUCGGUCGCUUCUCGUGAACGUAAUUCAAAGGCAAAGUCUCGUUCGGUACCCGAACGCCAUUCUCGCAGCCGAUCAAAGUCAGCCGACCGAAAGUCACGUUCGCGUUCACUUGAAACUAAAUCCUCUUCUAAAGCGCCAGCACGAGACUCAAAUUCUGGACCAACUUCGCGUUCCAAGCGCCGAUCCCACUCCAAAGACAGUGGAUCCCGUUCUCGGUCGCGUUCCAAUGGACGCACAUCUGUGGACAAAUCACAUCGUCGCUCCCGGUCCCCCUCGGAGUCACGUGCAUCCCGCCAACGGAACUCAAAAUCCAGCUCCCGUAGCCGUAACGAAAGGCGUGCUGGUGGUGAUCGAGAGGUGAGUCGUUCUCGAUCCCGUUCCCGGAGCCGGUCCGAGUCGAAGGAUAGACGGUCCCGCUCCCGUUCGGCUUCCCGGUCUCGCUCGCGAUCCCGUUCCCGCUCCCGUGAUCAGUCCCGGGACAAGCGGAGUAAGUCUCGCUCGGCUUCGCCCAGAGAUGAUCGUCGUUCGCGCAGCAAGAGCCUAGAAAACUAGAAAACCUAACUUUGUGGAACCAUUUCCAAUUCAAUUUUAUGCCGACAACUAUAUGCUGCUAUCUUAAGCAAAUUUAUCGGUGUAUGUAAGUAUUGACAUUGACAGAUUUUGUAAUAAAAAUGAAUGAAUUUGAAUAAAAUACUUGAAAAC
This is a messenger RNA of Toxorhynchites rutilus septentrionalis, 1865 nucleotides long. Its product is annotated as serine-arginine protein 55-like. Gene Ontology annotation, molecular function: mRNA binding. Gene Ontology annotation, biological process: alternative mRNA splicing, via spliceosome; mRNA splice site recognition. The transcript is spliced from 2 exons. Lineage: Eukaryota; Metazoa; Arthropoda; Insecta; Diptera; Culicidae. The record is from RefSeq and is a predicted model, not a curated record. Gene Ontology annotation, cellular component: cytoplasm; ribonucleoprotein complex; nucleus. The coding region runs from base 324 to 1715 and encodes 463 amino acids.